Molecule: messenger RNA, 860 nt
Organism: Heteronotia binoei (common prickly gecko)
Lineage: Eukaryota; Metazoa; Chordata; Lepidosauria; Squamata; Gekkonidae
Product: alpha-ketoglutarate-dependent dioxygenase alkB homolog 6-like
Exons: 6
Source: RefSeq, a predicted model, not a curated record
GUGUUUGUUAUGCCAAGAUUCUGUUUGUUCUUCACAGUGUCCACCCGUCGCUUAUUAUAUCCCAGAUUUCAUUACUGAGGCUGAGGAAGCGCAUCUUUUGCAACAGGUUUAUGGUGCCCCUAAGCCAAAGUGGACUCAGCUUUCUGGGAGGAGGUUGCAGAACUGGGGGGGGCUGCCGCACCCGAAGGGGAUGGUGUCGGAGAAGCUGCCCCCAUGGCUUCAGGCUUAUACCGACAAAGUGUCCUCUCUCGGCGUCUUUGGAGGGAAGCUGGCCAAUCACGUCCUGGUGAACGAGUACCGCCCCGGUGAGGGGAUCAUGCCUCACGAGGAUGGCCCGCUAUACUUCCCGACGGUCACCACCAUCAAUCUAGGGUCUCACACCCUUCUGGAUUUCUACCAUCCUGUCAGCAGAGGGCAGCAGACGGAAGGUGGACAGGUGAGCACUGGCAGAGCUCCGCGGGUGGCCUGGGCAGUGACCGCCGAAGCAGAAAUCCCAGGGUUAGAGUGCCAUUCACCUGCAUUUUUGCCCGCUCUGUUUUCUGAAAACAUCUUGUUCGACUUCUGCUGUGGACUCGCUUCCCAGACCGAGAAAGAGCGCCACUUCCUCUCCUUGCUCCUGAAGCCCCGCAGCCUCUUGGUCUUGCGGGAAGACAUGUACCUACAUUACCUGCACGGAAUCCGCUUUGUCAUAGAAGACACCGUCAUGGAGAAAGUGGCCAACUUGGAUGCGUGCGGCUCUGAGCUCGGGGACAUGUUGUGUCGAGGGACACGGGUUUCGCUCACCAUCCGACACGUCCCCAAAGUGCUCAAAACGUCCAUUGUUCUGGGCAGGAGAAAGUGACUCUUUGAGAGGCCUUGGG